AUGGAGGUUUUCAUGGAUGAUUUUUCAGUUGGAGGCACGUCUUUUGAUGAUUGCUUAGUGAACUUGGGAAAGUGCUUGCAACGAUGUGAGAAGGUGAACUUGGUCCUCAACUGGGAGAAAUGUCACUUCAUGGUAGAGGAAGGGAUUGUCCUUGGUCACAAGAUCUCAAAUGCCGGGAUAGAGGUGGAUAAGGCAAAGUUUGAAGUCAUCGCAAAACUACCACCACCGGUCAAUGCAAAAGGGACAAUUGUUUACACCGACCAUGCCACUAUCAAGUACCUAAUUUCGAAAAAGGAGUCCAAACCACGUCUCCUCCGAUGGGUCCUUUCUUUGCAACAGUUUCAUGUGGAGAUACGGGACAAGAAAGGGGCCGCGAAUGUGGUUGCGGAUCACCUUUCACGCAUGGAAAGGGAACAACAAGAUAAUGAUAGGGUGCCCAUUUGUGAUGAAUUGAAGGAUGAUGUCUUGUACCUCAUUAAGGAGAAGGGACUGCCUUGGUUCGCGGAUUUGGUAAACUACUUAGCUUGUGGGGAGCUCCUUCCCGAGUACACCAAGAACCAAAGGAAGAAUCUUAGGAGAGACGCUAGACACUACAUUUGGGAUGAUCUGAUCUUGUUCAAAAGAGGUGUGGACGGUCUACUAAGAAGGAGUGUUCCGGAUGAGGAAACUCAAAAUGUGCUGAGAAUGUGCCAUUCCGAUCCUUGUGGAGGUCACAUGGGGGCUAACAAGACGGCUCAAAAGGUUUUGCAAUGUGGGCUAUGGUGGCCUCACAUAUUUAGAGACUCGUGGGCGUUUGUGAAGACAUACUUUAUGGGACCUUUCCCUUCUUCCCGUGGGAACCAAUACAUACUUGUGGCAGUGGACUAUGUGUCAAAGUGGGUGGAAGCAAUCGCCUCCCCAACAAAUGACCACGAGGUGGUAGUGAAGCUCUUCAAGAAGAUCAUAUUUCCAAGAAUGCUUCGCAAGAAUGGAGUCCAUCAAAGGUUUGGGACGACCUAUCACCCUCAAACUAGUGGGCAGCGGAAGUCUCCAACCGACAGAUUAAGUCCAUUCUUGAGAAGACGGUUGCGAAGAAUAAGGAAAGAUUGGUCCGACAAGCUCGAUGAUGCACUUUGGGCAUACCGGACAGCUUUCAAGACUCCCAUUGGCACUACCCCAUACCGCGUGGUCUACGGGAAAGCAUGUCACCUUCCGGUCGAAUUAGAGCACCGCGCUCAAUGGGCAAUCAAGAAGAUAAACUUUGAUCUAGCAAACGCGGGGGAGCAACGGAUGUUGGAGCUUCAUGAGUUUGAGGAACUUCGAAUAGAUGCGUAUGAUAGUGCAAGCCUCUACAAAUCACGAUCCAAGGAGUGGCAUGACCGGAAAAUACAGCGAAAGGUGUUCAAUAUCGGAGACAAGGUCCUCUUGUACAAUUCUAGGAUGAAACUCUUCCCCGGUAAGUUGAUGUCAAGAUGGUGGGGACCAUUCACCGUCAAGGCGAUUCUACCUUCCGAGGGUGGUUGA
Molecule: messenger RNA, 1503 nt
Organism: Chenopodium quinoa (quinoa)
Lineage: Eukaryota; Viridiplantae; Streptophyta; Magnoliopsida; Caryophyllales; Amaranthaceae
Exons: 4
Coding region: 1-1503 (500 amino acids)
Molecular function (GO): nucleic acid binding
Source: RefSeq, a predicted model, not a curated record